AGCCACCCGAUGUGGAAGCAGUUCUCACUUUUAGGUGAGAAAAUAAUCCGCAUUAUAGAACAAAUAGUCGGACAAACAGUCACAACUAGGAAUGGCCUGUGUUAACACUUCCUGGUCUGAAGAGCAGCCUUGUGUUGAACCAGCAAAAGUUCCCUGUGACGUCUGUACUGGGACCCAGCAGAAGGCUGUGAAGUCCUGCCUGAUGUGUUCUGCCUCAUUCUGCCAAACCCACCUGGAGCCACAUCAGAGAGUCGCUGGGCUGAAGAAACAUCGGCUGGUCGAGCCUAUGGACCGUCUGGAAGACAGGAUGUGUAAGAAACACGACCGACUUCUGGAGCUCUUCUGCCAGACUGAACAGGUGUGUGUGUGUCAAUUCUGCACAGAGGCAGACCACAAGUCCCAUCCUGUUGUACCUCUAAAGGAGGAAUAUGAAGUGAAGACGGUCCAGCUGGGGAAGAGAGGGGCUGAAGUUCCGCAGAUGAUCCAGGAGAGAAAACAAAAGAUUAAGGAGAUCAAAGACAGAGUAGAACUGAGCAACAAAGACGCAGACAGAGAGAUAGCCCAUGGUGGGCAGGUCUUCACUACUCUGAUAGGCUGUGUUGAAAAGGGCCGGGAUGAAUUCAACCAAACUGUUAAAGAGAAACUGAAAUCCACAAUGAAACAAGCUGAAGACCUCAUCAAAGAGCUGGAGCAGGAAAUAGAAGAUCUGACCAAUAGAAGCUCAAAGGUGAAGCGGCUCUCACACACUAAAGACCACCUCCACUUCCUCCAGGCCUUCAGAUCCCUGAAGGAUCCUCCAACCACCAGGGACUGGACCACGGUGGAGGUCCGUCCUCCGUCAUACGUAGGGACCUUGAGGAGAUCCCUGGAUCAGCUGGAGGAGACACUGAACAUGGAGAUGAAGAAGCUGCCUGAUGAUGCUGAACUGAAGAGGGUCCAGAAGUAUGAAGUAGAUGUGACUCUGGAUCCUGAUACAGCUCAUCCCAAGCUCAUCCUGUCUGAGGAUGGGAAACAAGUAUAUGAUGGAGGUGAAGUGAUUGAACUCCCAGACAACAAUACGAGAUUUACAACGUAUAGAUUUGUUCUCACGAGGCAGAGCUUCUCCUCAGGGAGAUUUUACUUUGAGGUCCAGGUUAAAGACAAGACUGAAUGGUGGUUAGGAGUGGCCAGAGAGUCCAUCAACAGAAAAGGUGAGACAGAGUGGACCCCUGAGACGGGUUACUGGACUCUUUGGUACUACGAGGAUGGGUUGGUAUUUAGUGAUAACCCUGAUGUCCGUCUCCCUCUGAGAGCUGCGCUCCAGAAGGUGGGGGUGUUUGUUGAUUAUGAUGAGGGUCUGGUCUCCUUCUAUGAUGUGGAAGCCAGGGUUCAUAUCUACUCUGCUACUGGCUGCACCUUCACUGAGCCUCUCUAUCCAAUCCUCGGUCAAUGGUAUCGUGAUGAAGGGAUAAACUCUGCCCCCCUGAUCAUCUCACCUGUCAAUCAAACAGACUAGGACCUUUGUUUGAUAAUAAAAUAAUCAAACGACCAAAACAACUAAUGUUGUUUCCUGAAUUAGAAUAGAAUAAGAAUCUCUACUAUGUGAGAACUGGGAGAUCUGCAUUAAUGUCAUACUGCUGUCAUUUAACGAGGAGAAUAUUUGUAAGAAUUAACCCUGCAGUUGUGUAAUAUAACCCUUUAUAAAGGGUUAUAUUACACUCCAUUUAUGUGUCUGUUUUCCUUUUAUUUAUUUUACAUGUUUAAAGAUAUAAAAUUUG
Messenger RNA from Gadus chalcogrammus (walleye pollock), 1757 nucleotides. RefSeq names its product zinc finger protein RFP-like. Gene Ontology annotation, molecular function: protein binding; zinc ion binding. The transcript is spliced from 2 exons. Lineage: Eukaryota; Metazoa; Chordata; Actinopteri; Gadiformes; Gadidae. The record is from RefSeq and is a predicted model, not a curated record. The coding region runs from base 92 to 1495 and encodes 467 amino acids.